ACUAGAGUGUGGUACUAGAGUAAAUGUGUCUCUCAGCUCAGUCUCAGUUGUUGUCAAUUCAAUUGUAGCGUAGUGUUUAGCGUUUGGAGAGUGUUGUUUUUACUCCAGCUCAUAUUAUAUUGAAUCUUGUUCACGUUGUAACAAGUGUUGGUUUCUUUCUCUGUUCUUUGUACAUAAAAAGUGGUGAAGUGUAAUAAUAAAUAUUUCUUUUAAUUUUAUUCAAAUUUUAUUGUGUUGAGAAAAAAAUAUAAAUAAAAUGAAAAAGAAGCAAGCAUCAGAUAAAGUUCAAAUACCUUAUGGAAAAAAAUCUGAUAAUACGAUGUCAACAUUAUUAAAAUGGGCGCAAAAUACAACACAGUCAAAAACCAAAAACAAUGCGAACGCUUCCAAUGGUACGAAUGGCAAAACUUGGAUUCAUCCUCCAGAUGCACUUCAAAAAGGGCAUAUAGCGUAUCUUGUUAAGUUUAUGGGUAAUACACCAGUGGAUCAACCAAAAGGUAUUGAAGUCGUAAAAGAAGGUAUUCGUAAAUUACAAUUUAGUGCACAAAUAAAAAAAGCAGAAACUGGUGCAAAAUCAAGUCGAAAAGUUGAAUUAACAAUUAGUGUAGAUGGUGUUGCUAUACAAGAUCCUAAAACACACACAAUAUUACAUCAAUUUCCAUUACAUCGAAUAUCCUACUGUGCGGACGAUAAAGGUGAAAAACGAUUCUUUUCUUUUAUCGCAAAACAACCAAAUCCAGAUGGCACUACCGGCGAAGAUAAACAUGAAUGUUUUGUAUUUGUGUCCGAUAAAUUAGCUGAAGAAAUAACAUUAACUAUUGGUCAAGCGUUUGAAUUAGCGUAUAAGAGAUUUUUGGAUACAUCUGGUAAAGAUUUAGAAGCACAUAAAAGGGCAUUACUAAGUCAACAAAGAAUAAAACGUUUAGAACAAGAAAACAAUAUAUAUAAACAAAGAUUAUUACAAUUAAGUCAAUUUAAUGCCAUAAAACAAGAAUUAGAUGCAUAUUUACGACGAAAUGAUAUUAAAAAUAUUUUAGAAAUACCACAAUUAAAUAACGAUAGCACAGAAAAUAAAGAUGCCACCACUAAUAAUGGUACAUCAAAUGGUACCGGUCAAACGAAUGGUACAACAACACCGCCAACUGAUCGUCUUCUAGAACUUUCGAUCAAUUCAAACGAUAAUAACAACAUGAACGGAUCAUCAUUACCUCCAGUACCUCCUCGACGUAUCAUCGAUUUAAUGAGUGAUAAUUUACCAGCAACGACACCAACAGUUGGUACACGGUUAGAGGGGCUACUGCUAAAUGAAUUUGAGAACGAUCAAGAUUUUGAUCCACGUGGAUUUGAGAAUGGUUUGAAUCAUACAAAUAAUUCAAUAAAUACAACAAAUGGUAAUAGUUUUAAUAAUACUGUGAAUAACACACCAUUGUUAGCACCACCACCGAAAGCAAUGAAACGGCAGACAUCAUCAUCGACGACUAAUGGUCUAUCAUCACCACCAACAUCCAAUUUUGAUAGUUUUGAUUCACCAUUCGGCGGUAUGACAAUCUCCAACUCAAACACGAACAAUAUGUCAUCAAUGAUGAAAGAUCCAUUUAAAACAAGUGUAGAUCCAUUUGAGAUGGGCGAUUUUAGUAUUAAUGCAACAAAUUAUGUAGAUGCCAUUGGUUUAUUAGAUAAGAAAAUUUUAGAAAUGAAGGAUGGUUUCAGUCGAGGAUUAUCAUUUGGAAAUGAUGAUUUCUCACUAGAAAGUUUAGAUCCAUUAAAAAAUUAAUUUAAUUUUGUUGGUACUAAUACAACAAACAUAAUUUACUUUUUCUUCCUCUUCCCUCUCAUUAAAAACUAAUUAUUAAUUUUUUGUUUUUAAACAUACCUUUUAAAAUAAUGGCCUUACUCCACGUUGUAUUUCUUUUUUAAACGACUGUUU
This is a messenger RNA of Chrysoperla carnea, 1927 nucleotides long. RefSeq names its product PTB domain-containing adapter protein ced-6-like. Bases 257 to 1774 code for a protein of 505 amino acids. NCBI's taxonomy places the organism in Eukaryota, Metazoa, Arthropoda, Insecta, Neuroptera, Chrysopidae. The transcript is spliced from 7 exons. The record is from RefSeq and is a predicted model, not a curated record.